AUGUGGCUGAGCGAUACCUCCGAAUGGACCACGAAUGCUCUCCUGUGGCAUCGGAGUCCGGACGUUGACCAGGACGGGCGGCCGUUUCCUCGCAAACUUGACCAAGGGGUUGGAGACGGAAGAAGCCGCCCUCGUCCGCAGGGAAUGGGCGUAAAAAAUGACCCAAAGCAAUCGGAGCAAGAUUUCGUCCGAGAUGUGAACAACCUUUUUCUCAAGUCGACUGCCUUCGCAACCAUCUUCGGCGCUUGGUUGACACUGCUCACACAGCCCCGGGGCUCUCUGCUCUACCGCAGGCCUGGGCCCUGGUUCUGGCGUCUGGUACCAGUCUACGGGAUCUAUGAGUGCAUUGUGAUAUCCCUCCUUGUACUAGCUGUUCUUCUCAAGGUGCGGAGCCUACGAGGGUUCUGCGCGGCUUGCAUGAUCUAUCGGGGUUCCAACUACCGACGCCAUAGUGGCAAGGCAACCACAGACAUUGUUCGCAUAAUCACGUCUCAGUCGGGGUAUCAGUCCGGUCGGUUAUUCAACACCACGACUACUGUCCCUGUUCGUCCUGCUCAAGACUUGCGUCGUGGAGGGGGCAGCGCCGGUGUUAGCGCUCUGCCUCGGUUUUGCUGA
This is a messenger RNA of Ilyonectria robusta, 615 nucleotides long. RefSeq lists its product as uncharacterized. Bases 1 to 615 code for a protein of 204 amino acids. Lineage: Eukaryota; Fungi; Ascomycota; Sordariomycetes; Hypocreales; Nectriaceae. The transcript is spliced from 2 exons. The record is from RefSeq and is a predicted model, not a curated record.